Messenger RNA from Cadophora gregata, 321 nucleotides. RefSeq lists its product as uncharacterized. The record is from RefSeq and is a predicted model, not a curated record. Bases 1 to 321 code for a protein of 106 amino acids. The transcript has a single exon. Lineage: Eukaryota; Fungi; Ascomycota; Leotiomycetes; Helotiales; Ploettnerulaceae.
AUGGGCGGCGGCGGAAGCAGCAACUACAGGUCUCACGCCGACCAAGAGCGUGCCCGCUUCGAGCGCGAGCAACGUAUCCGACUCAGAAACGAACAAAAGCGCCAAGAAAGAGAGAAAAAGCAGCGAGAGAAAGCUGAGCGCGAAGCAUGGCUUAGAGGUCACAGGAUUAGGAAGGAAGAGAUGACGUGGUGGAAUGCGGCGUGGUUUCCGCUGUAUGCGUGGUUGAAGGAGAGGAGUGCGUGGGAGAGGGAGGUGAAAAGGAGGAAGGGGCAAGGAUAUCAUAGGGUAGAUGAUAUCGUGUUGAAGGAUCAUGAUGAUUGA